AUGAAGAAGUUAGAGGCUCUAAGCACUAAGCUGGCAGGCCGUGGAAAAUGGAACCCGUCCUUUCUCAUCCGAAGCAAGGAGACGAGGCGGCCGACCACCAAAUCCACGUUUCCUUAUAAUUGGAGGUAUCUCUUUUCCCGAGAUAGGACAUAUUGUGAAGCUGCAGCUAUUCUGGAGGGACUAGAAUUCGCUGAAGGUGUUCCUCAUGUACUCAUCGAAAUAGAUUCUAAAUUACUGAUAGAUACAGUCAACAAGGAUUCUCAAAGAAUCUUUUUGCUUAUUCGAGAUAUUCAUGCUCGCAUGUACUCCAUGACUCUUGUGAUCCGCAUAUGCAGUGUUGAUGCCAUGGGGAGAAUGGUGAAGGUGGGGCCAUGGGGUGGCAACGGAGGGAAUGCGUGGAAUAUGGGACAAGCCGACCACAUUACCAAACUUCGAAUCUAUUACGGAGAUAACAUUGUGGGGUUGGAGAUUACCUACAUUCUUAACGGUAAUCCCCACACCGGCAAAUAUGGAACCACCACCGGCCCAUCCGAGGAGAUCAUCCUCGAGGAGGACGAGUACUUCACUUCUAUCUCCGGAUAUUUUCAUGCAUUAUCCAAUUAUCAGGGACAUGCAAUUGUGAUGUUGCUUACUCUUGAUACUAACAAGGGUGCAUCCAUAAGUGUAGGCAACAAGAUUGGCAGUUCAUUCGCCCUUACUUUAGAGGAGGGGAGUAAGAUUCUGGGCUUCUUUGGGCGAGCUGGUACAGCCAUUGACGCUAUUGGAAUCCGCUGCUCAUUGCCAAACUAA
Musa acuminata AAA Group (dessert banana) is the source of this 789-nucleotide messenger RNA. Its product is annotated as horcolin-like. The transcript has 4 exons. Bases 1 to 789 code for a protein of 262 amino acids. Lineage: Eukaryota; Viridiplantae; Streptophyta; Magnoliopsida; Zingiberales; Musaceae. The record is from RefSeq and is a predicted model, not a curated record. Gene Ontology annotation, molecular function: carbohydrate binding.